AAAAAAAUAUAUAUCUCUUCUUCACUGAUUUCGUCAUCCACUGGUGUGGAGAAUCUUUGAUGACGACUCUUAUUAGCUCGUUUCCUUCACUGUGUUCUCCCAUCAAGCUUCUCCGAUCACCUUCUUCCGAAUCUCCAAUCGUCACCGCUUUACUCCUUAACAGGUCAAAGGCGUCUCAGAAUUUCAAUCUCCAAUUCCGAAUGGAGGCGGUUUCGAGUGCUUCUGCUACUUCAAGCAUCAGCGUCGGUGAAGACUUUCCACUAGACUACGAGCAGUGGCUACCGGUUCCGGAUCCGGAUAACAGGAGAAGAGCCGGCGUUUUACUCCACCCGACGUCGUUUCGAAGUCCUCACGGCAUUGGUGAUCUCGGAGAAGAGGCGUUCCGUUUCAUCGAUUGGCUUCAUUCCACUGGCUGCUCCCUUUGGCAAGUGCUUCCUCUUGUUCCUCCAGAUGAAGGAGGCUCUCCUUAUGCUGGACAGGAUGCAAAUUGUGGGAAUACAUUGUUGAUUUCUCUGGAUGAGCUUGUCAAGGAUGGGUUGUUAAUGAAGGAUGAGCUCCCACUACCAAUUGAGGCUGAUUCUGUGAACUAUCAAACUGCGAAAAAGUUGAAGAGUCCCUUGAUAACUAAGGCAGCAAAGAGGCUUAUUGGCGACAGUGGUGAACUGAAGAGCAAACUGCAAGAAUUCCGUACUGACCCCUCUAUAUCAUGUUGGCUUGAAGAUGCAGCUUAUUUUGCAGCUAUAGACAAUACUUUAAACUCAUACAGUUGGUGCGAGUGGCCUGAACCACUUAAGAACCGUCAUCUUUCAGCCAUGGAAGCUAUAUACGAAAGUCAAAAGGAAUUUAUAGACUUGUUCAUUGCUAAACAGUUUCUGUUCCAAAGGCAAUGGCAGAAAGUUCGUGAGUAUGCACGGAGUAAAGGAGUCAGUAUAAUGGGGGAUAUGCCCAUUUAUGUAGGAUAUCACAGUGCAGAUGUUUGGGCAAAUAAGAAACAUUUCUUACUGAACAGGAAAGGCUUUCCGCUUCUAGUUAGUGGUGUUCCGCCUGAUCUAUUCAGUGAAACUGGUCAACUGUGGGGAAGUCCUCUUUAUGACUGGAAGGCGAUGGAGAGUGAGCAAUUUUCUUGGUGGGUUCAUCGGAUAAGACGUGCACAAGACUUGUAUGAUGAAUGCAGGAUCGACCAUUUCAGAGGAUUUGCAGGGUUUUGGGCAGUUUCUUCUGAAGCUAAGGUUGCCACAGUUGGAAAAUGGAAGGUAGGACCUGGAAAGUCAUUAUUUGACGCCAUUUCAAGCGGCGUUGGGAAUAUCAAAAUCAUAGCUGAAGAUUUGGGAGUGAUUACUAAAGAUGUAGUUGAGCUGAGGAAAUCAAUCGGAGCACCUGGAAUGGCGGUCCUUCAGUUUGCUUUUGGAGGAGGUGCGGAUAACCCACAUCUACCUCAUAAUCAUGAAGUGAACCAAGUUGUAUACUCUGGAACUCAUGACAACGACACUAUUCGAGGGUGGUGGGACAACCUAAACCAAGAAGAAAAGUCUAAGGCAAUGAAGUACCUGUCAAUAAGUGAAGAAGACGAUAUAUCAUGGUCACUUAUCAAAGCUGCCUUCUCUUCAGUAGCUCAAACUGCAAUCAUACCGAUGCAAGACAUUCUCGGACUUGGAAGUUCUGCCAGGAUGAACACUCCAGCCACUGAGGUUGGGAACUGGGGUUGGAGGAUUCCGAGUUCAACGAACUUUGAUCAUCUUCAAAUGGAAUCUGACAGACUCAGAGGUCUAUUGUCAUUGUACGGUCGUCUUUGAGACAAUCCUCGUUUUUAAAAAUUAUUAUAUGAUAAAAUGCCUAAUAAAGAAAAUGAUGCUUAUAUGCUCUGUUGUGAAUGUUAAACCUGUGAUAUGACUGUAUGAUUCGCACUUUAAUCCUCACCUUUCCUUGCUAAUCUUUGUUCAUUUAUCAAAUACUUGACAGUAUAGAGCUUUGCUAAUGCAUAUAAUUUAACUUUUCAAACACAAAGAUGGCAUGGUCUCUAAAUCUUCGUAAACCUGAGCUAAUGUUGGUCUUGUUUCUAAAGCCUUGUAUUCCAACUUUGAUGACCUGAAGCAGUAACAAAACGAGAGGUUUAGAUCGACGGCUUAUGUGGAAUCUAUAACAGGGAUUGGUUUUAGAACAAAAACAAAAAAAAUAAUGUUGACAGUGGGAUUUGAACCCACGCCCUUUCGGACCAGAACCUUAAUCUGGCGCCUUAGACCAACUCGGCCAUAUCAACUUCGUUGUUCAGUAGACGUGACGUAAAUAGAUGGAUAUUGCUUAUUUGGUCAGAUGCAACUAUAAUCUAGAAUCACAAGAGUUGAUAACAAACUCCAAAUUCUGUAAGUAUCCAGUUUUGUCGUUAAGAUAGCUAGGGAGUUUAAGAUUUGACCAUGAUGAUUGAAAAAGAUCAGUAACGUAUGUGUUUCAUUGUUAAAUGGCAAACACAACAUUAUUUUUGUAAUCUAAAUGCAUUGUAGUAAUGUAUCACAUCUCUGCUAUGCAUUACACAAUAUAGAAACUUCACCAAUCUCUAAAAUCAAACCACAAAAGAAAACUAACUAAACUUCACAUUUACCAAAACAUCACAUUGUUAAACAGUGUAAGAUAUAACAGUAAACAGCAGACAAACUUGAUUAAUGCUCUGCUUCCUCAGUAAUAAGUUGCCACACUGCCAUAUCUCACUUCUGUCUUCAGAUCAACAUUACUAUCAUUAUUAAAUAAUUGAAAAAGCUGAAGAAGAUUCAUCUCUUCAUCAAUCUCUAUGAUAUAGACACCUUCAAGCUUUAACACAGCAGUUGAAGCAGCUGAAGAUUCUUCUCCUUGCCUGUUCCAAUUCAUAUAUACUUACACGUAAGAUUAAGAAUGUAUUAUCUAACUCAAUUUUUAUACUUUUGAUGUGACUCUUUAACUAUAUGCACUCAACCUUACCCAAUCCAACCCCAAAUUUAAUAAUAUAAAGUCAAAAUCUAAUUUAUGAAGUUUGGUGGGGGGUAUUAAUAUCAUGCUUAGACUUAAAUAGCAUAGGCAAUUAAAUAGACCAAACACUGAACUUGGACCACAUGUACCCAAUUGCUAGAAACAGUCAUAUAAUGCUUACAAAGUUAGAUUCCAUAACCUAACCUAUCCACAAGAAGAUAAGGCCCACAUCAUCAAAUGAACACACUCAACUAGAAGCCACAAACACAACCAUCCAUUUCAUAUAAACACAACUAAGUCAGAACCUGCAAAACAAGCUGAAGUUUUGAAAAAAGGUAAACUACAACAAACAAUCUGUGACCCAAAAUCUAACCAUAAGAAGCUACAAUAUUAGAUUCCACAACCUAACUAAACUAAAGUCACAUACCAAACCCGUUUUAAAACAAAUCAAUCAUCCAGAUCAUAUACAUGCAAUUCAAUAGAAUCUUAAAAAAGGAAAAACCUAUGGUGAGUAUGAGCACAUGGUCAGCUAACUAAAACAAAGAAUAAGUAACCAACAGAUCUAACACAUAAGCAAGAUAGAUAUAGUGCUACAAACUUAGAUUCUAUAACCUAUCAAUGGUAACAAAGGUAAUCCAUAACACACAAUCAAUCAUUCAACUCAGAUAAACCCACAAUGCCAAAAAGAAAAUUUAAGAUACCAAUAAAAACUGCAAAAUAAAAGUAAUCUUACAGAGGGAGGAUGUGAAUGGUGGUGAGAGAACUCAUUGUUGUUGUUGUUGUUGUUGUCACUGUGAACAGUGGUGAGCUUAGGCUUAGUGUUAUCAACAGAAGCAGGUUGAUUAUGAAAAGGGUUGAUGAGUUCUUCCUCGUUGCCAAGACUAGCACGAGAAGGAUCUCUCUUGUUCUGUUUCCUCAUCUCUCUGAUCUUAGAGAAAUCCAUAGAGUAAUCAGGAAUGCUUCCUCCUUUCUGAUCCCAAUCUCCAAACUGUGGUACUGACAUCCAUGGCGAGUUCUUGUUCUGUCAACAACAACAAAAAAUCUCCAUAUUCAUAUAAACAAAAAAAAAACAGAACACCUAUAAAAUCGAUUAAAGUUCUGAUUUUUAAGACACGAGUCAAAGCAAGAACUAAAGAGAAGAUGUGGGUUUGAGAGAAUCAGACCUCCUUUGGAUCUUCCAUGUGAUGAUCAAAAGCUGUAGAGAGUAAAGAAUCCUCCUUUUUUAAAUAACUUUUUCAAUCAAAAGAAGAAGAUGAUCUUGUAGCGAUGCAGAGGAAUGAAUAUAUAUAAGAUUUUAAUACAGCAAAGUCACAGCUCGAUU
This is a messenger RNA of Eruca vesicaria subsp. sativa (arugula), 4258 nucleotides long. NCBI's taxonomy places the organism in Eukaryota, Viridiplantae, Streptophyta, Magnoliopsida, Brassicales, Brassicaceae. The record is from the annotation of a GenBank genome assembly.